Molecule: messenger RNA, 2091 nt
Organism: Lichtheimia ornata
Lineage: Eukaryota; Fungi; Mucoromycota; Mucoromycetes; Mucorales; Lichtheimiaceae
Exons: 4
Coding region: 1-2091 (696 amino acids)
Molecular function (GO): protein binding
Source: RefSeq, a predicted model, not a curated record
AUGCCACCAUCAACCACAUUGUCCCCGACACCAUCGUUUCAUAGCAUGGAUGAAUACCUUCGGCCAUCUACCACUACGCUCUGUGAUCAAGAUAAAAAUGUGCUACCACCAAGCGCUCGUGAAUGUCUUGUCGACUUAAUACAACAAGUUGAGCAUGACAAUUUGCGGCAGGUCCUAAAAAUUGAGCUCAAUCGAUUAUUGACGGACCAUGAACGUAUCGUGACAAUGCUACAACAACGAACACACAUGCUUGAGCAAGAUAAUGAGCAGCUGCGAGGGCUUAACAGCGAGCAUCAACGGCGAUAUGAGAAAGCAGUGCGUGAGAUGCAAUUCUUUAAAAAGAAAGCCGACUACCUUAGUAAACAGCAGCAAUCACCCAGCAUUGCUCAUUCAAGUAGCAACACAAGCAACUCAACAGCAUCAAGGACGAGAAGUCAUUCAAGUGCAUCAGAAACACGUAGUGAAAUUUCAGCUAUUUCAUCAAGUGCACCACUUCCACCACCACAUGCAGCACCACCUCUUCCUCCUCCUCCACCUCCGCAGCAACAACCUUUACCACCAACACCAGCGUCCACAUCUACUUCAGCUAUCAAUUAUCCAUUGACACCAACGAGUCCACAGCCUUCAGUUGUAUCAGAAAGAGAAGAAUAUGAUUCGCUUCGACCAUUGCCACAUAGCAGUAGUAGCAUGCCUUCACGAUCGUCCUCAACAUCGUCAUCCAAUGCGCAUCACUAUCAACAAUCCUUUUGGAAUGCACCUCCAUUGCCGUCCAUGUCUUCUGUAAUGUCUUCGUCGACAGCCACCUCAUCGUUGGCUGAUAAUGUACGACAACCACCCAAUUACCCUGUGCGACAUGCAGGUACCAACAGCAUCUAUAGCGUUGGUAGUGAUGUAUCAUAUCCCACUCCACAAUCAUCCACUGAAGCAGCUCCUCAUCCUUCUUUGCCACAACACCCCAAUGGUCAACAAAAGCGAUCAUGGCAAAACUUACGUCAAAACCCCUCGGUCCAUUCAUCCUACUCUUCUCCUUCCACCACCACUACUGCUACAACUACAACUACUACAACGGGUGGUGGUGGUGGUGGUGGUGGUGGCCCUGUUUCCUCUGCCGCCACUUCAGUUUAUUCAGUACCAAUGACUCCUGUACGAUCGACCAUUUCCACGAAUGGCUAUACUGGUUCAUGCAUGAUUCAACAACGACGUGUUGACCCCCUCAUGUUUGGUGGAUCCGAUGGCCUUUGGGAUACCAUUUCCAAAAGCCAAGGAAGCGAUGCUACUGUUGAAAAGAUCAUUAGCAACUUUUUACGUCGUGGUGGAUCACCCAACACAGCUAAACAGUCUCCUACCUGCCACGAUGUCAAGUAUGGAUAUGGUAUGAUCCAUGCUCUUAUUGUCACCAAGGCCCCUGGAGCACUUGAUCUUCUCCUACAGCAAGGAGCCAACCCCAAUGCAUUAACAUUGAGUGAAGCGGAUGAGAACAAGGUCACACCAUGUUAUCUUGCUGCUCGUGUCGGUUGGCUUGCCGGUUUGCAAAAAGUGGUUCAAGCUGGUGGUGAUUUGAUCAAUGCAAGAGGUGAAGGACCCAAAAAGAAGACGGCUUUGCAUACAGCUGCCGAGCAUUGUCAUGCUGCUGUGGUUGAAUUCAUUGUCGGAUAUACACAAGGUGCAUUGAACCAUGAAGUGGAUGCUCAAGGAGCCACUGCUUUACAUUAUGCUUGUUUAUCGGGCCAUACUGAUCUUGUUGGCUUUUUGGUUCGAUCAUGUCGUAUUCCACCAACACAAGGCACCAACCGUGGAGAACAGCCGAUUCAUUGGGCUGCACGAGCAGGUCGUUUGGAAGUGGUGGCUCUCCUCAUUGAGCGGUUUAAUUGUGAUUACAAUGCCUAUGUAACCAAACGUGUGCCGAGUCCAUUGGAUAUAGCCAAAACAGGAGGUCACAAACGCUUGGUGGAUUACCUCAAAGGAUUGGGAGCAUUGUCAUCCAAAAAGUUGGACAAAAAACACAAGAAUGACAAAUCCAAGAAGGCUACCGUGGAGAAUGCCCUUGCACGGAACGGCCUGUUUGCGGAUGAUGAUGAUGACCCAAUCUAA